GCAAGCUUCCGUGGUGCUUGCCGCUCUGGGGCUGCGUUUCUUCCGCUCUGGGACAGUGUUACAGAAAGAUGUUUCUUCAGGAAAGGCUAAAUACGCCAGAACGCGACGGGUGAGCCAGAGACGCCAGCCUCCUGCUGCUGCUGUCGAGGGGGACCUUGGAUGAUCCCUGCCUUCUGAGCCGUCGGGAGCAGCCCUGUCGGGUCCGUGGCGGGCGUGGGGGAGGACUCGCGUGUUGGUCAGCGGCUCUGCCUUCCGCACCCCGCAUGGUUCCGCCCGGGACGCACGGUUUAGUUUAGCAGUCGCGAUCUCCUUGCGGGUUUGGGUUCUCCACGGCGCAGAAGACCGGGGCAGGGCGAGCCCAUUGCCAUCUGGACAGGUGGAAGCCACGUUGGCUCGGGGUCAGCGCUCCUGCCGGCCAGGAGCACGGGAUACCUGUCACCUGUGAACCGUGGGGCUGUGCAUCGCUCACGCCUGCUCACUUCCAACAGUGUCACAAGUCAAGGCCUCGCCUAUAGUUAAAUGGUUUCCCCAAGGUCACCUUUUCUUAACCGUCGUAGAUUGGGAUACACAGUGAGACCCUGUCUCCACAAAACGAACAAGCAGGUAGCCUAAAAAACUCCAAACAAACUAGUUUUGAUUUUCGUUUUCUUCUGCCGCUUUGUGAUCAGAUUUGAAAAGAAACUUUUUGAAACUGGGUGCGGGAAGAAACCCUUUUUUUCCUGGAUGUUUCAUUUUGGAUUAAAUGUAGCUGGUUCAGACCAAGAACGAAGUCUGUAGUACAAACAAACAAACAAACAAACAAACCCUUGUUACUUCAAAUUUGAAUUUGGGGGAGUAAUUUGAUAUUAAUGAGAUAAGAGUAACCAAGGUAAACCAGUUGUUUUACAGAUUCUGUUGGGAUGGAUUUAGAGCCAUCAGGAUGGAAAUAAAACACACGAGUGAAAGCCAUUUUUUAUACCAUCACAUAAUACCUCACUGCUCGCUACCGAGGGCCUUUUUUACUAAAGAAAAAUUGUGCUAACACAAGAAAAGAAGCCUGUAUUUUGGAGACCCACCCGUUAUAAAUAUGUUCCAUCUAAGAGGCAUCUCUCGACUCUCUUGGAGAGCGUUUCAGUUGCGCCCAUUCAGCUGUGAGUCACUAGUCAUUCGAAUGCAGAACUGUACGGAUGAAGAGCAAGUAUUCGAUCUUAUUGAAAGAAAUACGGCCACGCUUUCAGAACAGCAAGUGGGGUGUGCCUUUAGUGUACUCUGGCAGUUUCAGAAGCAGAAGACCAACUUGGAAAAAAAUGUUGAGUGUGUUAGAAACCACCCCCAGUUUCUUACUCUUUGCAAUGUAACAACCAAUCACAUCCAAGCAAUGAGUGAUGACACUCUAGUGAAUGUGUUGUACAGCGUAAAACAGUUUGCUGUUGAAUCCCAUCACCCCCUAGUUGAAGCACUGAUUACAGAAGCUUGGAAAAGGCUGGAAAGGUUUGAUACUAAUGUGCUGUCAGUAUUUUCCAAUUGCCUGGCUGAUCAGCAUUUGUAUUUCAGCCCAUUAAUGGGAAAAAUAGCUGAUAUUGUAAAUAGGAACUUGGAAACCAUACAGGACUUAAGGGCCUUGUCUGUCUUGAUGGUCAGCAUUUCUUCUUUAAUAUCCCACUGUUUUCAAGAACGACUUGUGAACAAAACGGAACUUCUUUUUGAUGCUUUAGAUUCUUCCAAGGUCAACACGGCAAGGAGGAUAUUACUGUUCCUUCGCAAUGUCAAGUGUAGUUAUUACCCACUCUUAGAGAGGUGUAAUAGAGUGUUUAUAAGCAAUAUGAGCCAUCUUGACUUGGAGUCCAUCAGUAGGAUUUUCAGUCUGUAUCAGUCUCUGCAGUUCCACAGUUUUGAGUUUACUGAUGUGGCUCGAAGGAGGUUAGCUGAGAUGAUCCCCGGGUCGGCUGGUCACCCUGCAAGCUUCGUCAGAUUGUUUACCACGUUGGGACCGGUGGCAGAACCUGAGAUAAGGAAACAGCUUAAAUCAGCUCUACUGCUGAUGUCAGAGGAGCUGACCAGCCAGCAAGCACUGACAGUGUUGGGAGCGCUGGGAGACAUGGAAAGCAGAAACGCGCACCUGAUUAAAAAAAUUGCUUCAGUUCUGUAUAAACAUUUGGAUAACUAUAAAUCGAUAGAGCUACUGAAGAUGAUACAAGCAUUGAGUUGUCUGCAUUUCCAAAAUAAGGAGCUUUUGGUAAAACUUAGAGAAUUAAUUCUCAGUCGGUUGGAAGCUAGCGUCACACCAAGUGAGACCUCUGUUCUGGUCUCUGCACUCUCCAUGCUUCCCUCUCCUCACCUCAGCGAAACAGCAGUGUCCCGAAUUGAAGCGGUCUUACCACAGUGUGACUUCAAGGAACUGAGUGAUUUCGUAGUGUCUCUCAUGAGAUGGAUUCAGAAUGAUCACAUAUGCUUGGCCAGCACUACCAGAAAGCAACUGAAUCUCCUUCAAAAAUUAGAUCACUGGGGCCACCAUCGACUACAACAGUGCAGCAGCUUGGCUCUGCUGUGGGAGGAGCUUAAGUCUUUGAGAGGAGAAUGGCUUCACGAGUCCUUUGUUGAGGAGUCAGUUGCUGCUUUACAGCGCCAUGUGGAUGAAAUCGAUGGCACCAACGUGGCAAAGAUCGCGUCUUUUCUUUCCAAAACUAACUACCUCAGCACUCCGCUGCUCGAUAGGAUAGCUUCGGUGGUGGUUCAGCAAAUCGAAAAGAUCCAUCCUUUUUCAAUCCAUGCUAUUAUUCUUCCAUUCAGCAUUUUGAACUAUGAUCCACCUCAAAGGGAUGAGUUUUUUGGAGCGUGUGUCCAGCGCCUUAAUUCUUAUGUAGGUACAUUGGAUCCUGUUACAUUAGUGUUUCUUGGUUUUUCUUUGGCCACACUUGAAUAUUUUCCAGAAGAUCUACUAAAGAAAAUGUUUAACAUUGAGUUCUUAGCCAGAUUAGAUUCUCAACUUGAAAUUUUACCUUCAGCUCUAAGUGCAAGGGUCCAGUUUCGCCUUAUGGAGUUAAAUAGAGCAGUCUGCUUGGAAUGCCCUGAGUUUCAGAUCCCGUGGUUUCAUGAUCGCUUUUGUCAAGGACAGUAUAACAAAGAUAUUGGUGUCAUGACUGGAGCACAGCAGCAGAUCUGUAAAAUGCUAGCGGAAGUCCUUGGAGGACUCAGAUGCGUAAAGGCUUCCACUCUUUCAGCAUAUUACCACAUAGUGGAUUUUGAAUGCGUUUUGGAUAAACGAAAAAAGCCUCUUCCUUAUGGAAGCCGUAGCAUCACUCCAAGGAAAUCAUCGAGAAUAUACUGGGAGUCAAAUACUUCAAGAGCUGAGUCAAGGCUCCCACCAGAGUCUGAGAGGAUUGCUUUAGACUUUUUGGAUGUAAGAGCCUAUUGUUCAAACAUUCCUCACUUAAAAGGAAAAUCAGCUAUGAAAAAGCGACAUUUGGAAAUUUUGGGCUAUCGUGUUAUUCAGGUCCCUUACUUUGAAUGGAACUCUAUGGCACUGUCAACAAAGGAUGCAAGGAUGGACUACCUGAGAGAACGUAUAUUUGGAGCAGACAAAUCAUGACUUCAUUUCAAAUGACUGCAGCAUACCACAUUUGUGUUUCCUUAAGUCGCCUAACUCAAUUAAAAAGUGCUAAGUGCAAAUAUUCUGA
Peromyscus eremicus (cactus mouse) is the source of this 3656-nucleotide messenger RNA. It is a transcript of the gene Fastkd1, whose product is annotated as FAST kinase domains 1. Gene Ontology annotation, molecular function: RNA binding. The coding region runs from base 1067 to 3568 and encodes 833 amino acids. The record is from RefSeq and is a predicted model, not a curated record. Gene Ontology annotation, cellular component: mitochondrial matrix; ribonucleoprotein granule. The transcript is spliced from 14 exons. Lineage: Eukaryota; Metazoa; Chordata; Mammalia; Rodentia; Cricetidae. Gene Ontology annotation, biological process: mitochondrial RNA processing; regulation of mitochondrial mRNA stability.